Messenger RNA from Ilex paraguariensis (yerba mate), 1472 nucleotides. The record is from the annotation of a GenBank genome assembly. Lineage: Eukaryota; Viridiplantae; Streptophyta; Magnoliopsida; Aquifoliales; Aquifoliaceae.
CUCUCUCUCUCUCCCUCUCCACACACACAUAUAUAUCAUAUGUGUGUGUAUAUGACUGUGUGAACUUCGCACGUUUUUGUAUUUGAUAUUCGCUCCGUGUUAUUUCAAUUUUUUUGCCUUGGACAGAUAGAGUUGAGGAGCUGGGAGCCGAGGAGGAGCGAAAUGACCAGAAUGCCACUGAGCUUCCCGUCGAUCGACAUCGGAGGACUCUCGUCGAAUUGGUGGGACGAGAUCAACGAGUCGGUUAAAUGGCAAGAUGGGAUCUUCUACGCUCUAUGUGCCGCCUUCGCCCUUGUCUCCUCUGUUGCUUUGAUUCAAUUAAUAAGGAUUGAACUGAGAGUACCAGAAUAUGGUUGGACAACACAAAAGGUUUUCCAUCUUAUGAACUUCAUUGUAAAUGGAGUGCGUUCCGUUGUCUUUGGAUUUCACCAACAAGUGUUUCAUUUGCAUCCCAGGGUGCUUCUAUUGAUACUCCUGGAUCUUCCUGGACUUCUGUUUUUCUCAACAUUUACACUUCUUGUCCUAUUUUGGGCUGAGAUUUAUCACCAGGCAAGAAGUUUACCGACAGAUAAGCUCAGACUUUGGUACAUUUCAGUUAAUGGUGCAGUGUACUUCAUACAGGCUUGUAUUUGGGUGUACUUCUGGAUAGAUGACAACAGCACUGUGGAAUUCAUUGGGAAGAUAUUUAUUGCCGUGGUAUCGCUUAUAGCAGCAUUAGGGUUCCUGCUAUAUGGAGGAAGAUUAUUUUUCAUGCUGAGACGCUUUCCGAUUGAAUCUAAAGGGAGAAGAAAGAAACUUCACGAGGUUGGAUCUGUGACGGCCAUAUGCUUCGCGUGCUUCCUUAUAAGAUGCUUUAUGGUGGUUUUAUCUGCUUUUGAUUCUGAUGCAUCGCUUGACGUACUGAAUCAUCCAGUUCUAAAUCUGAUCUAUUAUAUGGUUGUUGAAAUCCUUCCUUCGGCGCUCGUGCUCUACAUCCUGCGCAAGUUGCCUCCUAAGAGAAUAUCAGCCCAAUAUCACCCCAUUCGAUAGCCAUGGAACAUCUUUGUCUAGGCCUUACUAUCCUUUUCACCUCAAAAGACUGGUUUUGAUGGCUCCGGCUUUAGAGAUUAGUGCAGUUGAGUAAGAGAGAAGCAGAGCCAGAAAACAAGUCCAGAUGCAUUUGUCUGGUAUGGCUCAUGAUGUCAGUGAUUCUCUUAGUAACAUGUAUGAUACAUGGAUCUCUUUAUGACGAGCCAAGGGAGUUGUGUUGACUUGAUUUUGUUCAUGGUUUCCUGGCUUGAAGAUUUAUUUAUUUGAUUAAAUUGUGUCCUGUUGCCCUAGGUCUUGUAAUUUUUAUUUGAGAGGGUGUUUGCUAGCAUCAUUCUGCAUGUAACAAUUAUUAGUGUCACUCAGUGUGCUAUGCUGUUGUCUCUUAUAAAACAAUUUUUUGCUAGUCGGAAGACUUGUACUAUUAUUUCUUCAGAUGAAUGGUU